Molecule: messenger RNA, 840 nt
Organism: Trifolium pratense (red clover)
Lineage: Eukaryota; Viridiplantae; Streptophyta; Magnoliopsida; Fabales; Fabaceae
Product: membrane-anchored ubiquitin-fold protein 3
Exons: 4
Coding region: 215-571 (118 amino acids)
Molecular function (GO): protein binding
Source: RefSeq, a predicted model, not a curated record
AUUAUUUUUUUCAUUUCUGUAAUUAAUUUAAUCUUUUAUUUUGUUGUUGAGUUCAACAUUCACCAACAGAAGAAGAAAAAGAACAAAAAAAAAAAAACGAAGUCAAAAGAAGCUUUGAAAUGGUUUUACUGUGAUCAAAAUCAAACCUUAUAAGGAAAAGGUAAAGGAGAAGAAGAAUUAGGGUUUGAGUUAGAGAAGAAAAAGUUGAAUUGAAAUGCCUGAAGAGGAUUUGGUUGAUAUCAAGUUUAGGUUAUACGAUGGUUCUGAUAUUGGACCAUUCAGGUAUUCUUCUGCUGCUACUGUUGAUAUGCUUAAGCAAAGGAUUGUCUCUGAUUGGCCUAAAGGCAAAACAGUCCUGCCAAAGUCAGCAAAUGAAGUGAAAUUGAUUAGUUCUGGUAAAAUCUUGGAAAACAACAAGACUGUUGGUCAAUGUAAAGCACCAUUUGGUGAUAUUGCGGGAGGAGUUAUAAUCAUGCAUGUUGUUGUACAGCCAUCUCUAGCAAAAUCUAAAACUGAAAAGAAGAUUGAUGAUUCACCGAAGAAGGUUGUAUGUUCUUGUUCUAUACUAUGAAGACAGGUUGUGAGUUGGAGAUGCUUUCAUCAAUCAUCAUCACUUGUGAACCACUGCAGAAACCAUUCUGCUUGAACAAAAUCCUUCUAUUUUCAGCAUUCCUGUGUAAAAUACGUAUACAAGCAAUUAUAUAUUUAUAGAAAAGUUUGUGUUAUUGGUGCUUGUGAAGAAGAUGAUGUCAUUCUUUUAUUACAACGUCUAAAAAGAUUGAAAACAAUGUAACCAAUUGAUUGCUACCAUUAUGCAUGACGUUUUCACUUUGCAUUUAA